Messenger RNA from Parnassius mnemosyne (clouded apollo), 2214 nucleotides. The record is from the annotation of a GenBank genome assembly. Lineage: Eukaryota; Metazoa; Arthropoda; Insecta; Lepidoptera; Papilionidae.
AUGAAGAGGGUGAAUACCAGGAUACAAACUAUGAUUUCUAACUGCCUCAACCAUUCAGAAGAUAAAGAGAAUGACAAUCAAGAUUUUUAUGAUAACUCUCGACCAAGCAGUCCAAUGCAGAUUUCUUCAGAUUUGCUGGGUACGCGAAGAAGAUUUAGUACGGACGUUGUCGUUGAUAAUUCACAUGAAAAAAAUACUUGCAAAGGGGGUGAUGGAGCUAAACCUAAUUUAUCUACUAAAUUACUUACUAUCACUGCUGAAGAGUGUUCUGUAUCUCCCCAGCUGUCUUUAGCUACUAAUUUGGUUAAAAAUAGUAAAACUAUAUCAACAUCUGUUGAUAAUGAUGAUAAUGAGACUGCUGUUGAAAAAAGCAUAGAACCACCUCCAUACUCACCGCUGACCCCUCGCCCAGUCAUUGAUAAAAAUAAUGAAAAUUCUGGAGCUUUAUGGCCAAAUAUAAAUCCUAUUGGUAAUGAUGAUAUUGAGACUACUGUUGAAAAAAGUAUAGAACCACCUCCAUACUCACCGCUGACGCCUCUAAUUGCUAAAAAUAACGAAAUUUCUGGAGCUGUGUGGGCAGAUAUCAAUGCCAAUAAUGCUUUAUUAACCUCUAAAUCGCUCACUGAGACUUCUGCUGAAAAAAAUGUCGAAUCUGUCAAUCUAAUUUCACCGCUUCCUCUUAUGUCUCCGGAAACGGCAACGUUGUUUCAGAUUCUAGCUGAUUCGAUGGAUAAUUCCAACACUGAAGGUACAUCUGAUACACCAACAAUCGCAAGCAUAAGAAAUGGCGAAGAUCCAUUAUUUAUUGAUAGCGACGAUUCGGUGAGAGAUCUUAACUAUUGUGCUAAUGUGGAUUAUAGCUCGAGUGAUGAUAGCUCUAAUGAUUUAAUAUCUUUGAUGACUGGUACUGCACGUGCAGAAAGCAACCAAAUACCUAACCAAAUAAACAUGAGCGCUAGUCAUCAACUAGACACAGUUAAUUUAGGACCUCAUAGUACUGAACAGGAAAUUGGUCAAGUCGAUAAUGAAAAUAUGGUUUCUGUUUUAGAAACUCCUAUAAUAUCUGACAAUGCUAACACGAAUAAUGAUUGCUCACGUAAAAGAACUUUUUCUGUUCACGAAACCGGGUCAUCACUGGCUGAAAGACAGCCCAUGGGAAGACCAAAAAAAGGUAGAAAGCCAAAAUAUGGUGGGCUAUCGCGAGAAGAAAGGAAAACACGAAAGUACACAAAUCUGUCUUACGUCAACUCGAGGAAAAAGAUUGUCAGUCCUAAGAAAUUUAUAGAUUUUCAAUGUUGUUGUGUAAAAAAGUGCCACGAAAAUGUCACCGUAGAAAAGAGAUUGGCUCAAUUUAAAAAGUUUUAUUCUCUAGGAUCGUAUAAUGCGCAAAAUAUGCUUUUAACUGCUUUAGUAAAAGAACAACCUGUGAAGCGUCAUUACGUUGCAACAGACAAUAAAACCAAUGUUUCAAAGAAAAAGUUUUACUCACGCCAAUAUUUUCUAGAUGGUGUAUCAGUUUGUAGAGAUAUCUUCGUCAAAACAUUGCAGACGUCAGCAAAAAGAAUUAAUACGUCACUUUGUAAGAUGCGGUCAGAAAGUCGCAUUACAGAUAAUCGUGGUGUGCAUGGCGGGCGCAAUAGAGCAUCUCCUGAAAGUGAGGAGUUCGUGAUAAAUUUUAUUAAAAAGUUGCCGACAUAUAUAUCCCACUAUCGCCGAGAAAAAACAGACGGGGCUAAAUUUUUGAGAGCAGACAUGACCUUAUCAAAAAUAAAUGAGCUAUACAGCGAUGAAGCAAAAGCAGCUGGCGUGAAGAUAUUAUCUACUGCAAAAGUCAAUAAAUUGUUUUUUACUAAGUUUAACCUGCGUACCAAGUCUCUUAAAAAAGAUAUGUGUAAUAAGUGUGACUUUUUUGAAUGUCAAAUACUGCACGCGUCAUCGGAACAAAAUCGAGCCGAAAUUGAACAAAAGCAUUUAGCGCAUCAAGAAAUCGCAAAAUCUCUACAAAACCAAUUGAAAAUUGACAUGAAGCUUGCUAAAGAUGAUCCCUCUGUUGAAACUUUGACUUUUGAUCUCGAAAAAACGUUGCCUUUACCGCGCAUACCCACGAAUAUCGUCUUUUACAAAAGACAACUCUGGGUGUACAAUUUAGGUAUACACACUGGGAGCAAUGAUGAAGCUCACUGCAAUGUGUGGGUAGAAGGUGAAGCUGGCUGA